AUGCGUCGUCGACGUUUCCAGUCAUCAUUCCCAAGAAGCUAUGCCGCGAUAAUACACCCUGUGUGUCCACCAACUCUACCUAUAAUCGGCAAUCUUUUAUCGGCAUGGUUCAAAUACAAGGAGUUGAAGUAUUACCACAGUGUGUGGCAGGCGUGGGCUCGGCAGUAUGGCGACAUUCUGGGCCUUCGAUUGGGCUUCGUGGACAUAGUGGUGGUUUCAGGCCGAGACAUGAUCAAGGAGGUGUCGUCCAGAGAAGUCUUCGAUGGCAGGCCCGGAGGAUUCUUCUACAUGAUUAGAUCUUUUGGAAAGAAAUUGGGCAUAGUAUUCAGUGACGGCUCCUCAUGGAAUAUGACCCGGCGAGUGGUGAUCAAGUAUUUGAAAUCAUUCGGCUACGGAACCAGGUCUAUGGAGACGAACAUCGCACAGGAAUGCAAGGCGUUGGUGGAGCUGAGGAUGUCUGAUGCUGGGCAACCGGUGCUGGUCAAUGACAUGUUUGAUGUCUCUAUCAUUAACAUCCUGUGGAGACUUGUUGCUGGGAAAAGAUACGAUCUCAAAGACGAACGUUUGAAAGAACUGUGCCACUUGAUCAAACGGGCAUUCGCUGUAGUGGACAUGACUGGAGGCAUUCUCAACUUCAUGCCAUUCCUAAGACAUUUGAUCCCUGGAUUAACCGGGUACACAGAAAUGAAAGAAGUCUACGAUUCUCUGUACAAAUUUCUUAGGGACAUAAUAAAAGAACACCAAGAAUCGAUCGACGUCAAGUGCCCACGAGAUGUUAUCGACACUUUUCUCAUUGAAAUGAUGAACACCAAGGACGGGGCAUUCAAGAUCACAGACGAAGAACUGCAAGUGGUGUGCAUGGAUCUGCUGCAAGCUGGCGUGGAGACUGUUGGCAACACUGCCGUGUUCAUGAUGCUGCACCUGGUGCGCAACGAGGACGCGCAGGCCAGGCUGUGGAAGGAGAUCGAUGACGUCAUAGGCCGAGACCGACCACCCACCCUCAACGAUAGAACUAAGAUGGUGUACACAGAAGCAGUAUUACUGGAAUCGCUGCGUAUUUCAUCUGUGGCUGCUGUAGGCAUACCUCAUAUGGCACUGGAUGACGCAAGACUUGGGGACUAUGUCGUACCUAAGGGAACGUUCGUCCUUCUUGCAAUGUAUGACCUACAUAACGGCAGUCAUUGGAAGGACCCUCAGGAGUUCAGACCGGAGCGGUUCCUGACCAAAGACGGGAACCUCAUUCAGGACGAGUGGCUGAUGCCUUUUGGCAUGGGGAAGAGACGCUGCAUUGGAGAAGGUCUGGCCAGGUCGGAGCUGUUCAUGUUCCUGACCUACAUUCUGCAGAAGUUUCACCUGAAGAUCCCAGAGGGAGACCCACUUCCCGCCACUGAGCCUAUCGAAGGAGUAUCACUCUCGGCCAAACCAUUUAAAAUUGUUUUUGAACCUAGAAUAAAAACUAGAUAUAGUGGGAGGAGACCUAGUUUAGUUACAGCGUAAAAUGUGACGCUGACGUCUUUUCGAUGAGACGAGCGGCCCGGGGCACUGGAUUAUUGAUGCGGUUACAUUUCAAUACGAAAUCUCGCCUCACCUAUUCUGUAUACAAUAAGUAUUAUUUAAAUAUGUUACUUACUGACUAAUAUAAAUGUAUCGUCGCCUUAUAGUGAAUACCUACAACUUAAGCGCCUUUUAACAAAAUCACAUUGUGAUAUGAUCUUCUUCAAGAAAACCUCGAUUUCACUGACACCACUUAUAUUUUAUUUUUGACGUGUCUUAUUGUAGAUCUGCCGCAGAUGGCAUUAACUACUUGGCCGGAAACUGACACCACAAUAUUUAACCUGAACUGAAACUAACGCGUCUAGCAUUAUUCCGUUAUUUUUUUUUUCACAAGAUUAGCUGAAUAUUUGACAGGUCUGGUUUUUUACAGAAGCGACUGCCUGUCUGACCUUCCAACCCGCGAUGGAAAAAUCAGCCCAAUACAGGUUAGGUCACAUACUAACAAAAAUGCAUUUCUCGAGAAUGUGGGUUUCCUCACGAUGAUUUCCUUCACGCUGGGCGUGUGAUAAUCAUUUAUGAUCCAAACAUGAAUUCGAAAACAAAUUGUGCUGGAUUCGAAUGCGACCUCAAAGUGAGAGGCAAGCGUUCUACCAACUGGGCUACCACGGCUCCUCCGAAACUAACGCGUCUAUUGCCAGGUUUUGUUAACAAAAAUCACAGCCGAAUGUGCCUUCGUUUUUCAAAAAAGCGCUUACGUUGUUUUCACUAUAAGGCGACAGUGUUCGUUGUUAUCCACUAAUUGUAUCCACAGGUA
Pectinophora gossypiella (pink bollworm) is the source of this 2308-nucleotide messenger RNA. RefSeq names its product farnesoate epoxidase-like (gene P450). The coding region runs from base 1 to 1497 and encodes 498 amino acids. NCBI's taxonomy places the organism in Eukaryota, Metazoa, Arthropoda, Insecta, Lepidoptera, Gelechiidae. The transcript is spliced from 10 exons. Gene Ontology annotation, molecular function: oxidoreductase activity, acting on paired donors, with incorporation or reduction of molecular oxygen, reduced flavin or flavoprotein as one donor, and incorporation of one atom of oxygen; heme binding; iron ion binding. The record is from RefSeq and is a predicted model, not a curated record. Gene Ontology annotation, cellular component: intracellular membrane-bounded organelle; cytoplasm. Gene Ontology annotation, biological process: xenobiotic metabolic process.